Molecule: messenger RNA, 516 nt
Organism: Phytomonas sp. EM1
Lineage: Eukaryota; Euglenozoa; Kinetoplastea; Trypanosomatida; Trypanosomatidae
Source: the annotation of a GenBank genome assembly
AUGACGUCCGGUCUGUCGAGCCGUUGUGGUGCGGUCCGAGACCAGCGUAAUCCUUGGAGGCCAUCGAGGGUGGUCGGAAUUGUUUACAUUUUCCAGACUAGCUGCGGCCACUACCAGCGGCGUGGUUGGAUUAUCACAUCCGGGUGCCUUCGCGGGUGGCAUCAUAUGCGUUGUACUCGAGAUCACUGUCGCAGACCCUACCACGGCGUAAUCCAUCUUAACACAGAAAGAGAAGCGUGGUGGUGCCCCCGUGGGGUACAUCGCGCUGCCUUGCAGGUGUUCUGCUUCAUCGGGCGAAAGAAGAAGCUAAAUGUGAUCAUCGGACCGCUUGUGGAGAAGCUGGAUCUUCAGUUUCGGUUCAGUUUCUCGUGGGGGUCGGGCCAUGCUACACCUUCGUGCCAGAGCACAGCCCGUACUACGUCGUGCCCCGCAUCCACGACACUUCUAUCGCGCGCCCCUACGUCAUCGGCUUUCUACUGGACACCUACGCUUGGAAUCGGAUUCGAGCCGGGUUAA